Hibiscus syriacus is the source of this 585-nucleotide messenger RNA. RefSeq lists its product as uncharacterized. The coding region runs from base 73 to 585 and encodes 170 amino acids. The record is from RefSeq and is a predicted model, not a curated record. The transcript is spliced from 5 exons. NCBI's taxonomy places the organism in Eukaryota, Viridiplantae, Streptophyta, Magnoliopsida, Malvales, Malvaceae. Gene Ontology annotation, cellular component: plasmodesma; plasma membrane.
CGAUCGAUCAUCGAACUGAUUUUCGAGCAAAAUGUUGCAGGAGAUUGGAGCUUUAUCAUCGUUGCUGCUGUGAUGCUCUUUUUGGCAUUCCUUGGAUUCUUGCUCUUGGUUCUCGGAUUGCAGUGUCUGGUCUACACCCAGGUGAUCUUUGGAUGGAUUCUUGUUGCUGGCACAUUUAUCCUAUGCGGUGUAUUUAAUCUCCUCCACAAUGUCACCGGAGAUGCAUGUGUUGCUAUGGAUGAAUGGGUUCAGCAUCCAACGGCACAUACGGCGCUCAACGACAUUCUGCCUUGCGUGGACAAUGCAACAGCUCAAGAGACCUUAUUGCAAACCAAGAAUGUCAGUCACCAACUUGUAAAUGUAGUGAAUGGCAUCAUCAAUGAUGCUGCCAACCGUGAUUUGCCUCCAGAAUUGGCACCAUUAUAUUACAAUCAGUCCGGUCCGAUGGUGCCGAUCCUCUUCAAUCCGUUUCAUUCCGAUCUCACGGAGCGUAUGUGUACAACCGGUGAAGUUAGCUUGUUCAAUUCCUCGGAGGUUUGGAAGAAAUAUAUCUGUAACGUCUCUGCAUCCAUUUUGUCAGUGUGA